CUCCGCUCGUCCGCUACGUGUCUGCGCUAUCAAGCUACUGCUGGUCUACUACUCUCAGUCUUGCUCGCUGUAUGUGGCGGAGAGCUAUGCAUCUCGCUUCGCUAGUCGUUAGGAAACCUGAGGGAUGUCGACCAUAGUGACAUGGCAUACGCUUCUCUCUUCGGGCUGCUCUGUAUAAAUAACAGCGGGCCUCUCUGAUUCGCGCAAAACCCGACAUCGAAUCCUCUCCUUUUAGGCAGCGUCCGCCUGCACCUCCGUCCGCCUGGCAGGACACGAGCGUGACGAAGGCUAUUUUGACUUUUCUCUGACAGUUUAUAUCCGCGAGGACCCAAGUGCCCGCCGACGCUCUUUUGCAUCCUCCCCGCCCCCAUUCACCUCUUGCACUCCUAGUCCUAUACGACUGCAGAUGAUGGCAGGCAUCCUAUCCACCGGCCUCUCGCUCUUCGCGUGCCUCGGCCUGGCGCAGGCGGUCUUCAUACCCCAUUCAUAUACCCACGAUCCGCACGCGCACCGGUCGACGGUCGUGCCCAGGGCGUCCAGCGGGUGCGGCACCAAGCCCCGGUGGGCGUUCGACAACAGCGGGCACUUCACGGAGAACACGCUCAUAGCGGGCAACCAGCGGACGUAUCUGGUACACGUUCCUAACGACUUCAACAACGCGGUCCCUCGCCCGCUCGUACUAUCCUUCCACGGCGCGGACGGCACAUCGCAGCACCAGGAAGACGCGUCGCAGCUAUCUCUUCCCGGACAGACGAUCGCGGGGAGGAGCAUCGUUGCGGUAUAUCCCCAGGGCUUGCCAGGCGAUGGGCGAUCUGCUGCCUGGGACGCGGCGCCAUACGCCGAUCCGGACGCGCACGAUGUCGAAUUCACCAGUGCUAUGUUGGACGACCUGAUAAGCACCCUCUGCAUCGAUGUUACCAGGAUCUAUAUUUCCGGCAAGUCCAACGGCGGCGGUUUCACGAACCGCCUUGCCUGCACCCCCGAGAUCAACCGUCGUGUCGCAGCCUUCGGAAUGGCGUCAGGCGCCUACUACCCCGAAUCGCUAGUCGGAGACGAUUGCCAGCCCGGCCGGCCGAUCCCCAUCAUCCUCACGCACGGAGAUGGCGACACCACCGUCCCGUAUCACGGCAAGCCCAACAACGGUGAUAACACGGAGCCCGACAUCGACGACUUCGUCGAAGACUGGGCUGAGCGCAACGGUUACGGCUUUGUCCCUACCGCUCACUCGACGCCGCACGAUCAGACGAACCUCUGGACGUGGGGUCUGCCCAACUCCCCCGGCCAGGUCAAGCGGUACCGUGUCAAGGGUAUGGGUCACAUCUGGCCGACGACGGUCGUCGGUUCGGACAAGGAGGGGUUGUCGGCGCCGUUCAAUCUGACGCAACAGGAUCUUCUGCCGUUCUUCGAGCAGUACACGCUUUGAACGUGUGCUUCGCGAUGUUCUUUGUACGAGUACGGGCUGGGCGGGCUCACACUGUCAUUUCGGAUUGAAUCAACGGACUAUAGCACAUUCCUAUGUAUUGUUAGCAUAACGGUAGGGCAGUAUUUAUCACUAUCUGGGAUUCAUUGGCGGCGAUAGACAGUCGCCUUCGUCGGCACCGCGAAGUUGGGACUCGGAGGUCUAGACAAGAGAUAGAGGUGACUGAAUUGUAGUGCUGGCACUUCGUCACCGAUAACUCAUGGCUUUGCGCGUGCUGGGGUAUUCCGGAAUCGCGCUUCUCUGCAAGGACUCGGUCGCGAAGGGCUUGGCUUCGAAUAUAGAGGGCGAAAAGAAGAAGGGUAAAAGACGUACUUCACCAUCAGUCAUAGUCGACGAAAGGUCUCGCCUCAGA
Schizophyllum commune H4-8 is the source of this 1832-nucleotide messenger RNA. RefSeq names its product alpha/beta-hydrolase. NCBI's taxonomy places the organism in Eukaryota, Fungi, Basidiomycota, Agaricomycetes, Agaricales, Schizophyllaceae. The coding region runs from base 407 to 1423 and encodes 338 amino acids. Gene Ontology annotation, molecular function: feruloyl esterase activity. The transcript has 3 exons. The record is from RefSeq and is a predicted model, not a curated record.